Molecule: messenger RNA, 663 nt
Organism: Lodderomyces parapsilosis
Lineage: Eukaryota; Fungi; Ascomycota; Pichiomycetes; Serinales; Debaryomycetaceae
Exons: 1
Coding region: 1-663 (220 amino acids)
Source: RefSeq, a predicted model, not a curated record
AUGAUUUCCCCCAAGUACUCAUUAACUCAUUACUACCUAGGUCUCAAUACUUUGUCAAUGGCCAAAAGGGCUCCUCACAUUGUCAAUUUGUAUCUCGAUUAUACUUGCCCAUUUAGUGCAAAAUUGUAUCUCAAGUUAUUCAACACAGUUAUCCCCUACUUACAAAAGAAACAUCCAGAUGGGUUUCAAUUUGUCUUUGUCAAUGCACUUCAACCAUGGCAUCCAAAUUCUAUUCUAUUGGGAGAGUUUGCGUUAGCUUAUGCCAAGUUGUUGCGUGAAAACCCAAGAGGUGAUGAACAUGAAUCGUUUUGGAAUUUUAACAAAGUUGUAUUUGAAAAUCAACAGCAAUUUUAUGACAAUGCUAAUAUAAAGUUGAACCGGAAUGAGAUCUACGAGCAGAUAUAUGACGUUGUCUCUAAGAAGCUUGAUUUGCAUGUGAAUAAAGAGAAAUUAUUGUCUGAGCUUAAGAUUAAGGAAGGAGGUGGUGAACCAACAAACGACGGCAAUGGAGCAACUGCUGAUGUCAAAUACUUCACAAGAUAUCAAAGGACUGUUGGUGUUCAUGUCACACCCACGGUGACAAUUGACGGAAUAGUGGACAGUUCCGUCUCCAGUGGUUCUAGUGAAGAUGAAUUGGUUCAAGUGUUUGAGAGUAAGUUGUAG